AUGACAAUGUUGAAUCUAUUGAGCUCAAUAGUGUCAACGAGCGAGACAAUGCCGCCAGCGGUGAAAAGAAAUCUGUGGAUGUGCAUACGUUCGUUUCAUUUCCCGGCAAACUUGCAUAUUGGUUCUUCGCACAAAUGUAUUGCAUGGCUCUGUUCCAGGGACCGGCAACAGCUUCGUAUUGUUUGCCUUGCGGCCGUAUCGAGCAGCGACCUAAGUGGUUCCGAAGGCUCAUCUGAUGAUGAUUCACAGUUGGUCCUAAAAAGACGCAGGAUUAGGCAGACGAAACGUUUCUUGUCCAGGCAUGUCCUUUUGAAAUUCAGAUUUCUUCACGUCAUCAUCAUGGCACGAGAAGCACUCUGGGUUGUGGAAGCUUGUCGAAUAUAG
This is a messenger RNA of Gongylonema pulchrum, 384 nucleotides long. The record is from the annotation of a GenBank genome assembly. Lineage: Eukaryota; Metazoa; Nematoda; Chromadorea; Rhabditida; Gongylonematidae.